CUUGCCUACUUGCAACUCCUCCACUCCCGGCAGGAAUCCACCACGUGUACAUGUGUCAAUCAGUCACAGGUCACAAACCUCAAACACCCUACCCUGCUUCAUCUUCUUCACUUGAGAAUUCUCAAAACCACUGAAAAUGGAAACCCUAGCUAUUUUCACACUCCUCAUGCUUUCAUCCAUGGCCAGGUUAAGAAAUGCCAGCGGUUCCGAUGGCGAGGAAUGGUCCGACGCCCACGCCACAUUCUACGGCGGCGCUGAUGCAUCCGGUACAAUGGGUGGAGCUUGUGGGUAUGGAGAUCUGUAUGGGCAAGGAUAUGGAGAAAGCAAUGCUGCACUAAGCACCGCCCUUUUCAACGAUGGACUAAGCUGCGGCGCGUGUUUUGAGAUCAAGUGUGCCGGCGAUAAUGAGCAGUGUUUUCCGGGAUCAAUUGUGGUCACCGCCACAAAUUUCUGCCCUCCUAGUACUCUACCCAGUGAUGCGGGAGGAUGGUGUAACUCUCCCUUGAAACACUUUGAUCUCUCCCAGCCAAUUUUCCAGCAUAUCGCUCAGUACAGAGCUGGAAUUGUCCCUGUUCAAUACAGAAGGGUUCCUUGCAAGAAGAGUGGCGGAAUCAAAUUCACGAUAACAGGUCACUCCUUCUACAAUCUGGUACUCAUAACCAACGUGGGAGGAGCAGGGGAUGUGGUGUCUGUUUCUAUCAAGGGAUCCAACACCAAUUGGUUACCGAUGUCGCACAAUUGGGGCCAAAACUGGCAGAGUAAUGUCUACCUAAAUGGACAAGCUUUGUCCUUCAAGCUCACCACGAGUGAUGGCCUCUCUAUAGUCUCUAACAAUGUCGCACCUUCAACCUGGUCUUUCGGUCAGAGCUAUACUGGUGGACAGUUCUCCGGUGCCCAGAAUACCAGUGCCCAGUCUCCCGGUACUCAGCCCUUUGUCGGCAAGCCAUCCAGUGCCCAUUCUCCUGUCGCCCAACCCUCCCCCUCCACUGUCGGUGCCCACUUCCCUGGUGACCAGUCCCCAAGCGCCCAGUUUCCCGGUGGGCAGCCGCAGCGCCACUCCCCAUCUUCCAGAUCUUUAACUACUAAGAAACUCUCUUAUCUUAAUUUCUUGGCACUUCUUCUACUUGGAAUAAUAUAAAGGGAUAAAAUAUAAAAGCAUAGUUCAACUAUUAAUUUAAUAUUUUAAUUCAAACGGAAGUGGAUUACAUAUAUAUAUAUAAUUUGUGUCUUUAAAGAUGAGAGUUUAGCAUUUUGUUUGUUGAAUAGAUUAAGUUCUACCUAAAUUUCUUAUUGUAAAACUACAGCAUGUUGUACUAAUUAUCAGUUAUCUUAAUUUCUUUGUACUUUUUGUAGCUC
Ipomoea triloba (trilobed morning glory) is the source of this 1356-nucleotide messenger RNA. Its product is annotated as expansin-A1-like. Bases 137 to 1138 code for a protein of 333 amino acids. NCBI's taxonomy places the organism in Eukaryota, Viridiplantae, Streptophyta, Magnoliopsida, Solanales, Convolvulaceae. Gene Ontology annotation, biological process: plant-type cell wall organization. Gene Ontology annotation, cellular component: extracellular region. The transcript is spliced from 3 exons. The record is from RefSeq and is a predicted model, not a curated record.